UGUCGGUGCUGGAGUUGAGUAUAAAAGACACCCCCUGAAAAUAAGACUUGGUGCCUCUUUUGGAGGCAAAAAAAAAAAAAAAAGAAAGACCCGGCUUUAUUUUCGGGAAAACAUGGGUAUAUAUAAAUUCAGGUCUUUGGAAUGAUAAAGGUAGCCACAAUAAUUAUUUAUAUAGGAUUUUGGACAGUAUAGUUGUUUUCAGUGUUCAUCUGCAAGGUCAAGGAAACUCCUAUACAAACAGUCUUCAACUUAUGACCAUUCAUUUAAUGACAAUUCAAAGUUAUGGCUUUGGAAAAAGCGAUUUAUGACCUGUCCUUGAAGUUGCGAGCAUUGUACUGCCCCCAUAGUCAUGUGAUUGCAAUUCAGGAACUUAUCAACUGACGUGCAUUUACAAUGGUUGCAAUGCCUUGUGGUCACAUGACUGCAAUUUGCAACCUUCACAGCUGAAUCCCAACAGAGUUAACUGGGGAAGCCGGAUUUGCUCAACAGCCAUGUGAUUCAUUUAAUGACUGUCUGAUUUGCUUAAUGACCAAUUGAAGAGAAUUUAUGUAGCUCAGGAGUGAACUGUGGAGACCUUGGUGCUCUAUGAGCUUGGUUGUUUUCUUGCAGACAUUUCACUACCUAACUAGGUAACAUCUUCAGUGAUAGAAGGGAGUGAGGUUUGCUUUCUGUUUAUAUAUCUUGUCCACAUAGUCAAUGUCUGCAAGAAAACAACCAAGCUCAGGGAGCAUCAAGGACUCCACAACUUAAAAACCAUGGUAAAAAUGAUUGUAAAAUUGGAUUUAGUCAUGUGAUGGCUCACUUAGCCACAGUAACUUCUGACAGAAAUUCUGGUCCCAACUGUGGUUGUAAGUUGAGGAUUGCCUGUAUGCUUGAUUGUCUCUUCUCUCACUCCAUGCUGUUUACAAAAUGUGUUUCAUGGAGCUGGUGUUGACCAAUAAAGCUGUAAAUCUUAUGCUGUGCCAGAAGCACUUCCAUUCAAGAAAUGCUUCAGGCAUAGCACUAAUUGUAAGUUUCCUAAAGUCAAGAAUGUAAGAUGAGUGGCUAAUUUAAAUUAAAUUAAAUUUAAUUAAAAUAGUGCAUCGUGCAUAAUAAAAUUCUGUAUUCUGCAGGACUUAAUAAAGCCUAGAAUAAUUUAAAAAGCAGAAAUUCAAGUAGGUUUUGUUGACUCUGAAUAGAGCAGAUCCUAGAAACCAAUUUCUUCUGAGCUGGAAGGGAUUGACUUGAUUGUUUAAAAAAUGUCAUCUUUUCUUUUUGGUGCUAAAUGAAGAGUAAUCCCUACUUUGUUAUUAAUUGAAACAGCUCUUUAUUUUUCAGAAACAUGUGUUUGACUUUUAUUUUUUGAACUUGAAAACUGUAUAGUAUCAUGUUUUCAGUCUUAUUUGCUUUCCCCCCACUUUUUCCCUUCUCCACAUUUUACCAGUAUUCUAUUAAGACACAGCAUUUCUUUGAUCCUCUUCAGUUGUAUAACCUGCCCUAGGAUCUUGUAUUAGUUAUGUAAUAUUUUAGGACUGUUACACUUGACCAUUACUUUAUUUCCUCCUUUUUGCUGCUUUUGUACAUUAUAGAAAACUUGAUGGAGUGUUGUAAGCAAAGGAUCCUUGGCCCCAUCAGAGUAUUUCUCUUUAGCAGAAUCUCUGAGGUCUUGAAGGAAGAACUGAGCUCUUGUAAAUAAAUAAUAAAGCUAUGUCAACAGCUGCACUUGAAGGAGCCUAAUAAAAUAUUGGAGACUUAAAUGUGGUUGGUGUCUGAAUAUUUGCAUUUCUGUGUGCUCUUAACAAAAGAUUGGAGUAGAUGCCCAAUGUGCCCAAAUGCACUUCCUCACAGUAUUAGUAACAGCAAGACCAUAGAAAACCCCCACAACUGGCCAGCAUAAAAAAUGAUGAAGACUUUUUUUAAAAAAAAAAAGAAAAGAAUGGGAAACCUUAUAUGAACUUUUUUGUUGGAAGCAGAAAAUAUUGAAUUGAUGAUUUAGAGGUUUAGGGAUUGAGGAGGAAGGGAAAAAAUUAAGAUGGAAUUGCUCAAGGAAAGGAAGGGUGGAACUCAUAAUUCUAUGUUUUUUUUCUCUGUUUUCUUUCUGUCUUUUUUCUUUUAUUUUUUUUUCACUUUAUUAUUCACUUUUUUCACUUUAUUGUAUUGGAAAUUUUAAAUAAAAAAUAUGGAGGGAAAAAAAAGAAAAAAAAAACACGUCUAAGAUCCACACAGUAACUCUUCAGUACGCACAUGCUGGUUUUGCACACAAGGGCAGGAUAAACAGAGGCCUAGUUUUCUUUCCUCAGCCUGCAGCUGAAUUGGUCUCUAAGCAGCAGAACUUGCCUCUGAGUCUUUUCCUGUUUAGUGUCAGUUGAGAAGAGGUGGGAAGGAGGAAGGACCCUUCUGCAUCCUGGAGGAAAAGGAUGGAGGGCAUCCACCCAGGUAAGAAGGGGAUGGAUACAAAGAUGGAGACCAUCAGAGGAAAGAAUCCAGAUCCUUCAGAGGGGAGGCAACAUAUCUAGCAGAAGCAACCCCAUUUUUUAGAACAGGAGUAGAACCCCACUUUGAACAAGAUUCCUGGAAUUUUGCAUCAAAAAUGGAAGAGAUACUGUCACUUGUGAAACAAAUGCAAAACGUGGGAAAUCUAGAGCCAAAAAUAGAAGAUCUAGUAAAAAGAAUUAAUAAAUUGCAGCAAGCUAAGAAGAUAUUAAAUGAAGAGAUCUCUGAGGCAAAUGAACACAGUAAGACACUUCAGAUGGAACUGGAAAAGUUGAAUGCUGAGAAGUCAAGCCUUGAAGAAAUAUGGAAUGAGAAAAAGGAGAUCAAAAAAGUCAUGCAGAUGCAUUCAAAGGAGACAGAAGCUGAAAUGCAGAGGGAGCAGAAAUUGAACCUGGACUGUAAGCAACAAAUUGAAGGAAUCACAGCCAAGAUUAAGAUGGAAAAAUUGAAGCAGAGGGAACAGAGAAUGGCAUUUGAGCAGUUACUUGAUGAGUUGAUGGAGAAGCACAAGAAUCUCUGGGAACUUUAUGCCAGAGAGAAACCAGUGGCUGACAUGAAAGAGAGUAAGGAGCAGUUACUACGUGAAGAAAAACUAAUCCAAGAGAAACUGGCUCAUGUUCAAGAUGAACUGGAUUUGCUGAGCCAGGUUGCCUUUAGUGAAGAGAGGAAGUUUCUGAAAAGCCAGGCAGCUGCGUCUGCAUUGGAAUUAUUUCAAGAGGAAAACAAAAAAGCAAAAGAUUAUCUUGAAGCAGCUUCAAAGUACAAUUCUGAUUUGCAAGAGAAAUGCAACAAGCUAAGAAUAGAGCUGGAAGUCUUUGGAAUGGAGGAUGGCAGCAUUAAUGAAGAUUAGUUUGUUGUCCACCAUACUGCUGCACAGGAAGAAAUGUUUGUGUGUACAGGAGGAACUUUGCUUUAGCACUGAGAGAAAUCAUCUCCGUGAAAUAUUGGAUGUCUUGCUUCACUCUUAAAUUUGUGGCAAACCAUUUGCUGUUAAUAAAUUUCCGUUACCUCUGCUGUCAUGAAAA
Molecule: messenger RNA, 3497 nt
Organism: Crotalus tigris (Tiger rattlesnake)
Lineage: Eukaryota; Metazoa; Chordata; Lepidosauria; Squamata; Viperidae
Product: synaptonemal complex central element protein 1-like
Exons: 13
Coding region: 2570-3322 (250 amino acids)
Biological process (GO): synaptonemal complex assembly
Cellular component (GO): synaptonemal complex
Source: RefSeq, a predicted model, not a curated record